Molecule: messenger RNA, 5803 nt
Organism: Ostrea edulis (European flat oyster)
Lineage: Eukaryota; Metazoa; Mollusca; Bivalvia; Ostreida; Ostreidae
Product: gamma-aminobutyric acid type B receptor subunit 2-like
Exons: 17
Coding region: 39-2492 (817 amino acids)
Biological process (GO): G protein-coupled receptor signaling pathway; gamma-aminobutyric acid signaling pathway
Cellular component (GO): G protein-coupled receptor heterodimeric complex; membrane
Molecular function (GO): G protein-coupled GABA receptor activity
Source: RefSeq, a predicted model, not a curated record
AUUGUACGAGUUGCAGCCUCUGUGCGCAGCUGUAAACGAUGUACUUUUAUCUGGUCAUCAACGCUCUUGCAAUCUUAACAAGUUUGGGUUGCGUGAAAACUAAAGUGCCUCUUCAUGUGGGAGGAAUACUGGGCUCUACUGGUGAUAGUUGGUCGAAGUACGCGAACUUUUAUAAUAUACUCUUUAAAGUGGCGUUUGACGAGAUUAACAAGACAGACAUUUUACCAAACCACGAACUAAUAUUUGUGUCGAAGAACUCUGAGGCGAAUCCUGGAUUGGCAGCAAAACGUUUAUUUGAACAUGUAAAUGAGCAGCCUGAGAAAAUUGCCAUCCUAGGACCUCCGAAAUCGAAUCCAUACCAAAUUGUAGGACAAAUAACACCCAAAUUCAAUCUUGUUCAGAUGUCAUUUCUGGCAAAGACAUCCAAAAUCAAGGAUAGGAGUUUGUAUUCCUCAACAUUUAUGACAAACUACAUCGAGGAUGACCUUAACCCAGCUCGACUUGCCAUGAUUAAUCACUUCAAAUGGACGAAAGUUGCAACUCUUUUUUACAACGAGGAUAUCUUUGUGUCGCAAAUGGACGAGUUCCAUAAACUAUUAGGCGAUAAUAACGUGACUUUAGUGACGUCAGGUCUCAUAACGGAUGUGGAAGAUGGAUUAGAUUUAGUCAUAAGGAGACUAAAACAUUUUGAAGCUAGAAUUAUAAUCGGAGCCUUCAGAUCCACAAAAGCACCACAUAUUUUCUGUGAGGUCUACAAACAGAAGCUGUUUGGUAAGAAGUAUGUCUGGAUACUGACUGACUCACUCUAUGCUUCCUGGAUAAGCAAACUCAAAGAGGGAGAAACGAGCUGCUCUGUGGAGAACAUUAAAACGGCUGCACAUGGUCAUUUUACUUUGGGACAAAAACAACUGAGGACCGACCAAGUCGUCACCAUAUCUGGUCGAACAGCAAAGGAGUACAAUACGUGGAUAAAGAAUAUCUCCACCCAGUACGACUCCAACACAAUGCGACUGUCUAUGUACAGUCCGUGGGCGUAUGAUGCUGCCUGGGCUUUGGCUAUUGGAUUGAACAACAGCAUGAAGUACAUGGGAAGUAACUCCUUGGAAGACUUUUCUUACAACCGCUCAGAUAUUUACGAUUCCAUUCAGCGGGGGAUGAACGAAGUACUUUUCCAAGGCGUAUCGGGUGCAGUUUCGUUCAACAAUGGUAGACGAGUUGGCCCAGCAUUCAUACAAAUAAAUUACGGAAAUGACAGACGCGAUGUUGCUAUGUAUGAGCCUUUAAAUGACUCAAUCGACUGGUGGGAAAGUCCAAACUCUCUUUUUCAUGGUGGCGUUGUACCAAGAGACAGUUUUCAGUACAUCAGAAGACGGUAUAAACAAUCGUACACGGUACUCUCCAUAGUAGCCUUGCUGAUUACAGUGGGUGUAACUGUAGCUCUAGGGUUCCUCUGGUUCAACGUCUACUACAGGAACAAUAGGAACAUAAAGAUGUCAAGUCCUCGAAUGAACAACACAAUUAUAGGCGGCGGGUUACUGAUCUACAUAGCUGUCAUCUUCAUGUCUGUGGAUUAUUCAGAAUCGUUGCCGUACCUGAAUCAACAUAUCUGCAUGCUAAAUGUUUGGAUCGUCUCCAUUGGUUUUACACUUGGAUUUGGAGCCCUGUUUUCCAAAACUUUCAGAGUGCACAUUCUGUUUACUCAGGGUUCUGUGAAGAAGCAGACUAUAAAAGACGCCCAUCUGUUCGGUCUCCUUGGAGUCCUGGUGCUACUCGACAUCAUCUUUCUUACAUUAUGGACUAUUUUUCAUCCACUGCAUCUACUAGAGAGAAGUGUGUCUGUCGAGCUUGAAGAUUCGGACACAGUACUUAUUGAAACUUACCAUGUGUGUUAUAAUGAGUACCAGUCUUACUGGUUGUCCGCCCAGUACAUCAGCAAAGGUGGUUUGCUGGCCCUGGGCACCUUCCUGGCCUGGGAAACCCGGCACAUUAAAGUGCCCUCUCUAAAUGAUUCCAAAUACAUCGGCUUCUGCGUCUACAACAUCAUCAUCGUGUGCGCCUUGUGUGUGCCUGUGACGUUUGUUUUACCCCCUGAAAAACCGACGACAAAAUUCGUCUUCACGUCGGUUGUGUGUAUUUUUACGACAACAUUAGUGCUGUGCAUCCUUUUCGUUCCAAAGGUAAAGCUGAGAAAGUCUACAGAUCCGAUCAGAUUUAAUACAAGCAUGCCAAAGCCCAACAACCUGUAUAAAAACUCCGAGUCAAAGAUGGGGGAUAAGGAAACCAAGACGACAAACAUAUCUGCCGUGGAAGACUUCAGAUCCGAUUUCAAAGAGAAGAAUUUUGAGAAAAACGUUUUCAAUGUGCAGAACAAUCCUGACCUUAAGAUUAUUGCUGUGGAGUCGGAGAAAUUUACAACCUCUUCAGUUUCCGAAAUAGCGGAACUCAAAAUGGACACGACUGAUAAUAGUGACCUUAACUGCACAUCUGUGUGAUCGAUAUGUUUACAUUAUUUUAAACACAAAAUACUUUAUACAUUUCCCAGUCUGAAAAUCUCCUCAAGGAUCUCACAGGUUGAAAACAUUUCUUGACCUUUUUCUUCUGAAUAUUGCGUUUGCUGUUCAUGCUGCAGGUACAUUGACUUCCUUGAUAACCCUCACCAAAGAAUUUGUCGAUAAAUAUAUAGCAUUUAAAUACAUGUUUGUAAAUGUUAAAGAACUUCCGGUUAGAAUGGCGGGAAACUGGUGUCAGGCUUAGGGACAGAAUAUUCUUUGUUACCUAUCAUUCAGUCCUUAACACAAAAAUAUCUGAGAGAAAAAGCAUACGAGAUGUCGAAGAACAAAGGGACAAUGGAUAAAUUUUUGGCAUCAACAGCGAAAAUCUGGGCCGAGGAUAUUCGUCAGGAUCUCCCAACGCCCUUGAAGAAUAACAUGCCCAACUGACUAGAAAAGUGUAUCAGCUGAGUAGAAAAGUGUAUCAGCUGAGUAGGAAAGUGUACCAGCUGAGUAGGAAAGUGUAUCAGCUGAGUAGAAAAGUGUAUCAGCUGAGUAGGAAAGUGUAUCAGCUGACUAGAAAAGUGUAUCAGCUGAGUAAGAAAAACCCGUGAAGGUCAGGAUUAUUGAAGGUUGGCCUGGCGUAUAUUUAUAUCAGCUGAGUAGGAAAAACCCGUGAAGAUCAGGAUUAUUGAAGGUUGGCCUGGCGUAUAUUUAUAUCAGCUGAGUAGGAAAAACCCGUGAAGAUCAGGAUUAUUGAAGGUUGGCCUGGCGUAUAUUUAUAUCAGCUGAGUAGGAAAAACCCGUGAAGAUCAGGAUUAUUGAAGGUUGGCCUGGCGUAUAUUUAUAUCAGCUGAGUAGGAAAAACCCGUGAAGAUCAGGAUUAUUGAAGGUUGGCCUGGCGUAUAUUUAUAUCAGCUGAGUAGGAAAAACCCGUGAAGAUCAGGAUUAUUGAAGGUUGGCCUGGCGUAUAUUUAGAAGUACACGGCUGGUGGAAAUACUGUUCAUGAGGAGUAAGGGAUAUCGUACCGAUCGUUUCCGUGUAGGACAUGUAACGGACAUUUGUAUUAUUCCUAAAGAAGCAGAAUUGUAAUAAUAACCUUAGAAAUAGUUUAUGAUACAUGUAACGUGCAAUGUUCGCACAUAUACGUACACACCCACCCACACCCACCCACACAGAAGAGUAUGAGAACAGUUGAGAUUUUCUUGUCGAAAUUGUCCGCUGUCAGUCAUCAUUGUCAUCAGCGCAAACUUUUGAUAAUUUCAUCUUCUUCUCCAGAACCACUGAACUAAUAUAACUGUACAUGUCCAACAUCUUGGAAGAUGUAACUAAUCUGUAUAUUUAUAUGCUGAAAACUUGGUUGUACUGGGUAAGAUUAUUUUUUUAAUGUUAUGCACAAAUCCGUUUUGGAAAGGUGUACUAAGUUCAUGGUUUGAAUUUAUAAAAUGCAUCAAUUUCGCUCACCAUUCACCAGGGAAUGGACAGUGGGUCGCACUCUGAGACAGAUGUAGCUAUAUCUAUUGGGGACCCAGUGCAGUGCAUUAACUCGUGUAUAUUAUAAAAGGUGGCUUUAUCAGGUUGUAUGGUAUCGUAGUAACAAUGAUUUCUGUUGUUGUUUUUUUUAAAAAUCAAAUAAGCAAAUGUUAGAGUUUAGAGAUUCUCUGCCCAAUUUGAUAUUGUGAUACCUUGAAGCUUUUCUUUGGUAAUACAAACAGUAUCAGGAAACUAAACUUCCAAUAUGACUUUGUAGAAAUAAUAUUUGAGGUUCGAACUUGAUUAAAAAGGUUACUCAAGUCCAUGGCUGUUUCAGACCAUGAGGAGGAUGGUUGUUGGAUCUUACGUAAUGAUUGCGUCAUGCAUUUCUCGAGUUAACUAGUAAAUCAUAUUCAUUUGUGGUCAUGUUUUAUUAUCUAAAUUCGGUAUGAAAUCAUAUCAAAAUUAUUUUGAUCUACAUAUAUAUCAUUGCCAACCAUUAUUAUUAUUACGUAAUCAUUUAUAAUUACACAUAUUACGUUGAAAAUUAAAAACCUUUCCGUUCGUUCAUAAUUAAAGUCGCGCUGGUGGCGAAAAACCAGCAUAUAUUACAUGUACAACUUGUCAUUUAUAUUGCGUAUGUAGAUAUAUAAAUGGAGGGUAAAGGGGGUAUACAUUACAACGAAUCGAGGUCAUACUUGGUCGGACAGAAUCAAUUAUGAAUAAAUAAUCUAUAUCACUCCCAUUUAUCCAAAGUAUCAGAGAUAAGUACAGCACCCAACAUGCGGUGUUCCUUUACAAAUAUAAAAAGAAAAGUUUAUGUGAAUAUAUAUUUUCCUAUCAUUUUGUAAAAACGAACAUAUCUGUUUAUUUAGUGCUCAUAAUUUGAAAUCAGCUCUCAUUGUUUCAAGGUCUAACUUUUGAAUAUAGGAUUGUAUUGUUUGGGGAACGUUUUCUGGGACAUGAAAGGUGAAGAUAACGAACAGUGAUCAAUCUCAUAACUCCUAUAAGCAAUACAAAUAGAGAGUGGGGAAAACACGGAACCCUGGACACACCAGAGGUGGGAUCAGGUGCCUAGGAGGAGUAAGCAUCCCCUGUCGACCGGUCACACCUGCCGUGAGCCCUAUAUCCUGAUCAGGUAAACGGCGUUAUCCGUAGUCAAAAUCAGUGUUAUUUCAAAUAAAACGAGGAUGUGUGUGAAGGGGAAGACAACACCAAAGUCAUUUGCAUGCAAAUAUAUAUAUGAUUUUACGCGCAGUUCAUGAUGGAAUAGAGAAGUUCUCUUGGAUUGAUUCAAUGAUUUUAUAUUGUUUAACGUCCCACUCGAGAAUGUUUCACUCAUAUGGAGACGUCACCACUGCCGGCGAAGGGCUGCAAAAUAUAGGCCUAUACUUGACGCUUACGGUCAUUGAGCAGGGAGGGAUCUUUAUCGUUCCACACCUGCUGUGACAUGGGACCUCGGUUUUUGCGGUCCCAUCCGAAGGACCGCCCCAUUUAGUCGCCUCUUAAGACAAGCAAUACAAUUGUAAGUACUGCGGACCUAUUUUAACCCGGAUCCCUACGGGAUAGUUCCCUUGGAAUGUAUAGCACAAGAGUAACAUAAACGGUACAUAAUACGCCCAUGAGAAUGUUAUAUCUCAACUAAUUCGAUAUGCAAGAGCUUGUUCUGGGUAUAGUCAGUUUUUAAAUCGAGGUAAGCUACUAACAAACAAGUUGAUGGUACAGGGAUUUCAACAGUCUCGAUUGAAGUCAGCAUUUCGCAAAUUCUAUGGUCGUUAUUACGAUCUAGUUCGUCAAUACGACCUCGCAUUGGGUCAAAUGCUGUCUGACGUGUUUCAUA